CAAAAACAAAAAAUUAAAAAAAAAAUAAAACUAAAAUUUAAAUUAGAUGAGUAAACUUGAAAAAAAUGGCUAAUUAAAAUUAAAAUUAAAUAAUGUAAAUAAUAAAAGUUAGAAACUAAAUUACGUGAAAAAAUUGAAAAAACAAAAUUAAGUUGGUAUAUACCUAUGAAAUGAGAUUUUUUUUUCAAUUUCAUACGCUUAUUAACAAAAAAUGGUUACAAAUUUAAUCUUCAAAGUAAUAGCCAUCGUUGGCGAUACAUUUUCCCAUCUCUCAGGCAAUUUGUGGAUGCCGCGCCAAAAAAAUUGGCCAUCUUUGGCCGCAAACCAAUCAUCGAGCCAUUUUUUGGCUUCUUCGUCAGAAUUGAAGAGCUGCUCGGAAAGUGCGUAGCCCAUCGAUGCAAACAAAUGAUAAUCGGAAAGCUGGUGAGUAAGCCGUAUGCACUAGCGGUUCCCAAUCGUACGUCUCCACCGAUUCCCGGGUCGCUCUUGUUCGAUGUGGCGGAAAAAGAAAAAUUACUUUGUGACGCCGAUCGGCAUAUUCUGGGCGUUUUCGGUAUAUACCGCUACUCAAAUCGGGCAAUUGUCGUUGGUAGCGUGCACCGUCUACUGUUUCACCUGGUUUUAAUAGCUCGUACCAAAUCAUACUACGCUGAUCCCAGAAAACACACAGCAUUUCCUUGUGGCCGAAGCGAUUCGGUUUGUCCGUUGUUUUUGGCUUGUGGCCGGUCGGACCAUACGAUCGUUUACGCUUGGGAUUGAAGAAAUACACCCACUUUUCAUCACCCGUAACGAUUCGAUGCAAAAACGAUUUCCUUUUGAACCGGGAGAGCAGCAUUUCACAAGUGGUUUUUCAGUUCUCUUGCUGCCUUUCAGUCAGUUCAUGCGGCACCCAACUUCCGACCUUUAAAAUCAUGUCCAUGCCUUUGAAACGGUUGAAAAUGGUUUUUUGGGUCACUCCCAACUGCUCUGCCAUAAUUUCUUGCGUUUGACCAUCAUCUUCAUCCAACAAUGCUUGCAAUUUGGCGUCCUCAAACUUUUUCGGUGGCCGGCCACGGUCCUCGUUCUCCACGCUAAAAUCACGACUUCGGAAUUUUUCAAACCACCUGAAGCACUGUGCUCUACUUAUGUUAUGUCCACCAUAAGCUUCUAUAAGCAUUUGAUGAGCUUGAGAAGCGUUUUCCUUCAAUUGAUAACAUCAACGAUGUCCGCAAAUCGUAGUUUGAAGGCACGAAAUUCGACCUUUCGUUGAGCCGAAGGUCCUGGCCAGUACUCCUUUUCUAACACACUUUUAUUAGGUCGGGUUGUAUGUAUGUAUGUAUGUAUGUAUGUAUGCAUGUAACGGAAUCUCUGAGCUUAAUUUUCUCUGGUUUCUAAAAAUCUGAUCGACUUGAAAUUUCGCAUACCUAUCAAGGACCGAUGGCAAUGCAAUAAUUUGAUAAAAGUUUUCCAUAAUCCUUCUUAGGAUUGCCAGGAUUAAUAUUUUUUUUUUUUACUGUGGGCAAAAAGUAAGGUAAAUUUCGUUGUAAAAUGAAAAAUCUUUAUUUAUUCUUGUAAAUCAGUUUCUCAGGCUCCCUCCACAACAUAAGUUCUUCAUCUCUAAUUUGAAUUACUCUAUUUGUAUCUUAAUUUUUGUUAUAAUUCUAUUCUGAGGUAGUUCACUAUGACUGAUCGUUCGAUUUGCUAUUACUUCAUUGUUGGAUCACCCUUUAUGCUUAAAUAACUUACACCUAAUUAACACUCAAUAUGUACAAAUAAACAUCCACUCAUUGUAAAUUUGCAUACGUACACACACACACACACACAUAGUCAAUAUUACUUAUUAUUGCUCUCUAAUUCUCUUUUAGUCUGAUAAAUCUUUCGCUUGUAAAUAAUUAGCAUGAAUUUCAAUAAAGGAGUCUGGUCUUAUCGCUCACAUCAAGCAGUUCACUACAGUCUUUUUGGUUCGCAAGUGAUUUCGCAAGUUUUUGCAUAGACACAUACAUUUUGGAUUUCGUUACUCUUUUUGUUUUUCACUGCGCAAGAUAUACACCCCCAAUUUUCUCGGUUUUUUCGUCAUCCAAGAAAAAGGCUUCUUGGAACAAACAUUUUGGCGCCCAACGUGGGGCACGUGUAUAUACUGCAUAAAGUGAAUUGCUUUAUUCUUCAUCAUCUAACGGCUGGAGCAAUAACAGCAUUCAACCAAUCCGCUAGAGCAACAACAACAAUCAACUAAUUCGCGUUGUUGAUGCAUUGUAACCUCUUGUUAGCAGUUAAUUCCUAUAGUGGAUUUUUUCUGUUCUGCAUAUUUUUGGCAAGCACACAAUACAUUUCGUCACUCCAAAGGGUCGAAUUCACCGUUCGUUGGAGACGUAUACCCCUGCGCUGCUAAAGAAGCCGUUAACAUCGCAUCGCUCUGCCAUCACUACUUUCGCUGCUCUCGCACAUUGAAGCUGCGUUGUUUGUGCAUUUCUUCGUAUUUUGUUUUGCUGUCGCUUGCUCCAACAUUUGACCGCCAGCACAGCAGUCAGUUACCCAGCAGGAAUAUUUUCGCAACAUCACAUCGUGUUUAGCAACCAUGUCUCUUGAAGAAGGCAAGCGUAAGCGCUCCAACAUAAAGCGCAACAUUUCGCGUAUUAAAUCGAUCGUCGAAGCGGCAAGGGAGUCAGAUGAUAAACUUACCAAUGCUGAGCUUCAGUGUCGACUAGGAAUACUGGAAUCUUACUUCAAGCAGGCCUUAUCCGUCCAAGCUGACAUUGAGGAUUUAGAUCCACUUGACAACGGCCGCAGAUCUGGAAGAUAGCUACGUAGCAGUUAAGCUGAAUAUCCAAGCGCAACUUGGAGAAGAUGCUAACAGUACAGUGCACUUUCCCGAAACGUCAACAGCAGCAGUUGUUAAGCCCUCGUCGCAUCUGCCAAGACUAACAUUGCCAACAUUUAGCGGCGAUUAUGCAGACUACAAGAAUUUUAUUACUUCAUUCACCCAGAUCAUUGCUCGUGAACCAAGGCUGUCGAACAUCGAAAAAUUUAAUUACCUGUUGACUUGUUUAAAGGGUCCCGCGCUAGAAACGGUUCAUGCAUUCCAAGUCACUAGCGAAAACUAUCCGAAGGCUUUGGAUAGGCUCAAGCAACGGUUCGACAACCCAACGUUAAUCUUUUUGGAAGGUAUUGCCUCACUGUUUUCAUUACCGGCACUGGAAAGGUCGAACGCUCAACAGCUGCGCAGUUUAAUAGACAAGGCAUCGGCAAUUUUUAGCUCCUUGGGGUCAGUAGGAACGUUUGCAAACAUCGCACAUGCAUUGCUAAUUAACAUUGUGAUGGGCAAGUGUGAUCAGCAAACCAGGAGGAAAUGGAACGAGUCUCUGGACUACAAGUCGCUUCCAACUUGGUCACAGUGCACUCAAGUCGUGGAACGACAUUGUCAGUUCUUGCACUCAUGCGAGGCAUCGUCACAACGAAAACCCGAGUCUGGCAAGCAAAAUCGCGCAAGCAAUCGCAUGCAAAAUUCGUCAUUUGCUAUCACUAACUCUAAUUGUGUUCUUUGUUCCAGUUCCAACCAUAAACUCGCCAGUUGUUUGAGGUUUAAGGAGAUGAACACAAAUCAACGCUUUGAUCUCAUCAAGAAGCAUGAUCUAUGCAUCAACUGCUUAGGCAAUGGUCAUAGAAUGAUCCAAUGUCCAUCCAAGAAUCGCUGCCGCUGUUGCAAUCGAGCACACCACACGUUGUUGCAUCAUGAGAAUGCAUCUCAACCCACUCAAACAACUCCAGUGGCAGGUCCCGCAUUCCAGCCUUCGGGGUCUACUCGACCUACAUGGCAAACUUCAUCUCAAGAAUCGACAGCAACCCACUCGCACAUGGGUGCAUCGGAAGGUGGGCAGGUGAUUCUUGCAACGGCUAUGAUCCUGGUCAAGGACGCUACGGGUACGUAUAAGUUGGGCAGAUCCCUCCUAGAUUCAUGCUCUCAACUCAAUUUCAUCACUGAGGAUUUCGCGCAAAAACUACGCCUUCGAGGUGAGAAACAUGAUGUGGGCGUUCGAAGCAUUGGAGACUCGCUAACCAGUCUUAAGGCGCGUAUGACCACGACCAUCAAAUCGCGCACUUCAGCCUUUCAACUGUCACUUCAAUUCGGAAUCACCUCGCACAUAGCAUACCAGCCAGAUGCCGAGAUCGACACGUCCGGUUGGGGCUUGCCAGCCAAUACCAAAUUAGCAGACGAGAUGUUUUUUAAGCCCCGGCGCAUAGACCUGUUGAUAGGAAUAGAGGCCUUCUUUGAUGCUCUUGCUGUUGGCCAAAUUCGACUGGGUCCAAAUUUACCGACGCUUCAGAAGACAUUGUUUGGUUGGGUCGUCUCUGGUAGGUUUCGAGGUGACUAUAACGUGACGUCAUCAUCUUGUCUGCUGUCAAAUGAAACCUCAAUCGACGAGAAUUUGCAACGCCUAUGGCAACUGGAAGCCAUCGACACGUCACCAAAACCAACUCAGCCAGACCAUCGAAUUUGUGAAGAGCAUUUCACAAAAACAACUCAUCAAGACCACACUGGUCGAAUUACUGUAAAUCUGCCAUUUAAAGCCAACCCAAUUUGUCUCGGAGAUUCCUUCGAUAUCGCUCGUCGGCGAUUCCUUGCGCUUGAGAGACGUCUUCUACGUUCGUCCGAAAUCCGUCCGCAGUACAUUGCCUUCAUGGAAGAGUACGAAAGUCUUGGCCACAUGUCAGUAGUAGCACACCCCAACUUGAAAGAGCCACACUACUAUAUGCCACAUCACUGCGUGCUUAAACCUAGCAGCACGUCAACCAAAUUGCGAGUAGUGUUUGAUGCCUCGUGCCGCACCUCAACACAAACAUCAUUGAACGAUCAUUUGUUAGUGGGGCCCACAAUUCAACAAGAUUUAUACAUGCUUCUAUUACGUUUUCGUCUGUGUCGUUUCGCCAUCACCGCAGAUAUCACUAAAAUGUACAGGCAAGUACUCGUAGAAAAUAAUUGUCGACAAUUUCAAUACAUACUUUGGCGAGCUUCCCCAGACUCAGAUCUCCGCACGUACCAGCUCAACACUGUAACAUACGGAACAGCUUCGGCCCCAUACCUUGCGGUACGCAGCCUACACUACCUGGCAGACCAACAUAUGGCAGAGUUUCCGAUCGGCGCUUCAGCAAUAAAAUCAUCCUUUUAUGUCGACGACAUGUUAUGUGGUGCCGACGAUAUAACCACGUUACACACACUCAGGCAUGAAGUUGUUGAAGUACUCCGUCGUGGACAGUUUCCAAUAUCGAAAUGGCACUCAAAUCACCCAGACUUCAAGGAAGGUCAAGCAACAAAGGAGCUUCAUAUCAACGACGAUUUUGUGACCAGUGCGUUAGGAGUAACAUGGCAUCAACGAAGCGACGUAUUUUCGUUCGGCUUUAACCCGAAACAGCAAUACAAUUCGGUUACAAAGCGGACAAUAUUGUCUAUUGCCUCAUCGCUGUUUGAUCCACUUGGCUUGUUGUCACCAUUGAUAAUCACUGCCAAGAUUAUCCUCCAAGAGCUAUGGUUAUUGAAGCUCGAUUGGGACGAGUCUGUACCUCAGCACCUACAACAAGCUUGGACAAACUGCUUAGCAUCAUUAAACUCGAUUUCGUCACUCAUCGUGCCUCGUUAUUGCUUGCAACCAACCGUACGGAACAUACAAAUACACGGGUUUUGCGACGCAUCAAUUCGAGCAUACGGUUGCUCUGUAUACAUACGUACGGAAGACUUGGAUGGACAUGUUGAAGUUCAGUUAUUUACAUCAAGGUCAAGAGUCGCUCCAGUCAAAAGGCAGUCGCUUCCCAAACUUGAACUUUGUAGUGCGCACCUUCUUGCAUCUCUCUACGCAAAAAUAAAAGAUGUUUUUACUGAUCAACCUCUAAGCAGUUACUUUUGGACCGAUUCACAACUAGUACUGCAUUGGCUUCAACAACAUUCAAUAACGCUUUCAACUUUUGUAGGGAACAGAGUAUCGGAUAUACAAGAGUUGACUGUAGGUGGACACUGGAGAUACGUACUAACGCGCGAGAAUCCUACGGAUCUUGUAUCUCGAGGCUGCCCUACUGCAGAACUUAAACAAUCGAAUUGGUUUCCCGGUCCAGCUUUUUUGUUUCAAGAUCAGACUAAAUGGCCAAAUCAAAAACCACCAGUUGACCUCGACGGAGACGUCAUCAAUUCGGAAAAACGCAAAACGACACUUACUACAAUGAUGGAGACAAACUACAUUCUCAACAUCAUCAAUGGCAUUAGCUCGUACCCCCAUUGCUUACGUCUAGUCGCCUGGUUAUUUCGGUUUUUUGAUUCGUCCAGAAAGAAAUCAAGGUUCACUACCGCUUCACCAUCGCCUGACGAAUUGCGACGCGCUUCACAUUGCUUAAUAUGGAACGUUCAACAGCAUCACUUCUCUGUCGACUUUCAGUUACUAAAGAAAAAUCGAUCAUUAAAAAGUAAUUUAAAAUUUUUGACUCCAUUUAUAGACACUUCGACUGGAUACGAGCUUAUCAAGGUUGGUGGCCGUCUGGACUACACCGAAUUACCAGACAGCCAAAAACACCCAUUGCUGUUGCCCAGUAAUUCACAAUUUAUUUUGACGUAUGUACGCCAUUUACAUCUUCGCAAUUACCAUGCAGGCCCAAAAGCCUUAGUCGCCUUGAUCCGCCUUGAAUAUUGGAUUGUCAACGCCAGAGAUUUGGCCCGUCGCGUCGUUCGUUCGUGUGUGCAUUGCGUUCGAUACAAGCCCACCUUGCUGCAGCAAGUAAUGGGACCCCUACCAAGAGAGCGUGUCCAACCAACACGUCCAUUUGAACGCUUGCGGAAUCGACUUUUGCGGACCAAUAAGCACUUACCUGCGAGUCCGAGGAAAGACACCUACCAAAUCAUACUUGGCGAUAUUAGUUUGUCUUGUCACUAAGGCGGUUCAUAUUGAGGUGGUCUCGGACUUGUCUACGAAAGCAUUCCUGAACGCUCUAAAACGUAUGGGUGGUCGGCGAAAGAUGCCGUGCCACAUUUUCUGCGACAACGCCACGAAUUUUGUAGGAGCAUCCAACCAUUUGCAAGAGGUCAAACAAUUUUUGUUCAAGCACGAAACCCAGAACGAAAUUAACAAAUAUUGCUCUUCCGAUUUUAUUAAUUUCCAUUUUAUCCCACCUAGGGCACCCCAUUUUGGCGGCCUCUGGGAAGCAGCAGUUAAAAGCGCAAAGGGACUGUUCUAUCGCACAUUCGCUAAUACAAGAUUAACAUAUGAAGAACUGAGCACUGUAGCUGUGGAAAUAGAGGCCAUACUAAACUCGCGUCCGCUCUCACCGCUAUCAUCAGAUCCCAAUGACUUUGAAGCACUCACUGCUGGACAUUUUUUGGUCGGGUCAUCGCUACGUGCCCUACCCGAAAGCUCACUCGAAGAGAGAAAUAUCUCGAAUUUGGAUCGAUACGAUAUGAUUACGGCCAUCAAGCAACGCUUUUGGCGCCGCUGGUUUUCAGACUAUGUCAAUGAACUACGCUCACGAGUCAAGUGGACGACACCUACACCCACUCUUGCAAAAGGUACGCUAGUGAUCAUCCACGACGAUAACCUCCCACCACAACGCUGGAAGCUUGGUCGCGUUGAGUCGACCGUACGUGGACGAGAUGGUCACGUUCGAGUUGUGCGCCUCCGCACUACUAAUGGGAGCUGUUACCGGCCUGUUCACAAACUUGCCAUCCUGCCAGUGUCUUGAAAGUGCAUCCUUUCAACGGGGCCGGGAUGUUGGAUCACCCUUUAUGCUUAAAUAACUUACACCUAAUUAACACUCAAUAUGUACAAAUAAACAUCCACUCAUUGUAAAUUUGCAUACGUACACACACACACACUCACAUAGUCAAUAUUACUUAUUUUGCUCUCUAAUUCUCUUUUAGUCUGAUAAAUCUUUCGCUUGUAAAUAAUUAGCAUGCAUUUCAAUAAAGGAGUCUGGUCUUAUCGCUCACAUCAAGCAGUUCACUACAGUCUUUUUGGUUCGCAAGUGAUUUCGCAAGUUUUUGCAUAGACACAUACAUUUUGGAUUUCGUUACUCUUUUUGUUUUUCACUGCGCAAGAUAUACACCCCCAAUUUUCUCGGUUUUUUCGUCAUCCAAGCAAAAGGCUUCAUUAUAGGUCCCUUUGUCAUUAAAAUUUAUUUUCUACUUUUUAGUUCGAUUUGCAAUAAAAGCGUGUUUUUUAGUUUUUUUAAACUAUUUUUUAUUUACGUGUAAGAAUAAUUGUAUUAUUAUUCCACGUCUGUAAAUAAAUAAAUAAAAAUACUCCUAACGACAUCUAUGGGCAAACAGCUGAAAGUCUCAUUUCAUAGGUAUCUACCGUAAACGUAAAAUUAAAAUUAAAUUUUAAAUUAAAUUAAACGAGAAAAGUUGAAAAAAAUUUAAUUACAAUUAAAAUUAAACAUACACUAAAAUAAUCUAUAUAUAUAAAAAGAAGUUACAUUUCCUUGGUAAUCUUAUAACUCAAGAGCCGCCGAACCGAUUGGCACACAAAUUUUAGAGUUCUUUUCUAUCUUUAAGGAGGUGGUUUGUGUGAAGUUUGGUUGAAAUCGGUGCAGCCGUUCCUGAGUUAUGACAUUUUAUGCUUAUGAGCGUUUCUGUUGUACUGUUGUGGUUGUAAGUGUAUUAUGUUAAUAUUAGUUUGCUGUCGUUGGAAUUCAGUUUUUGCAAAUAUAUUUUAUUGGUGAUGAGAAUCGUGAAUUAGAUCAGCGCUGUGCAAUUUCGACGAAUACGAGAAGAUCAAUCGUGAAUUAAUUGCAAAUAAUGUUCCAUCAACACAAUGAAUUGGUGAAAUUGUUCAAAGUGGCACUCGAUCUGAUGCCCACCGAUGGCCACAAAAUCAUAAUAAAAGCCGAUAAAACACCAAUUGGGGAGCACGCCAGACGAUUCAAUGUACCAACGAUUGAUGAAGUAGCCAUUGUUGUGGUUGGUGAACAGUUUCGGUCACGAGAUAUUGUUUUGUAUCGUAGAAAUGAGCAAUUACAACGUAUUUCAGAACUCCAUCGCUGUUAUGAUGCAUUGCAAUACCCCAUUUUGUUUUGGAGAGGGGACGAUGGCUAUCAAAUCAACAUACCAAUGAUAAAUCCAACAACUGGUCAAAAAUCAACGAAAACCGUCAGUGCGAUGAAUUUUUAUUCGUAUCGAUUGAUGAUUCGCCCUCAAGAAAACAAUUUUAUUUUGCGAU
Anastrepha ludens (Mexican fruit fly) is the source of this 9170-nucleotide messenger RNA. RefSeq lists its product as uncharacterized. The record is from RefSeq and is a predicted model, not a curated record. The coding region runs from base 3294 to 6890 and encodes 1198 amino acids. Lineage: Eukaryota; Metazoa; Arthropoda; Insecta; Diptera; Tephritidae. The transcript is spliced from 2 exons.